Messenger RNA from Fusarium musae, 942 nucleotides. RefSeq lists its product as uncharacterized. NCBI's taxonomy places the organism in Eukaryota, Fungi, Ascomycota, Sordariomycetes, Hypocreales, Nectriaceae. The transcript has 2 exons. The coding region runs from base 1 to 942 and encodes 313 amino acids. The record is from RefSeq and is a predicted model, not a curated record.
AUGGCAGUUCCUACCUGGAUCGACCUCCAAUUCGGAGCUCGGGGAGAGCUUCGACCCAUCCUUGUUGAGCACCGUAUAGCAUACAAAAUCUUUGAUGGUCAGGCCUUCCAUCCAAGACUGGUUCUCGCCAUUGGAGGCGCUGAAAAGCGGCAUUUCUAUCGAGCCCUUGAGCUCGACGCACAUGUACCGGGUAACGGGAUUUUCCUUCGCCCCGUUCAGCUUGCUACACUGGUUAUCGACUGUGAGCUGCACAACCAAUCCACACUCGGCAUCUGCGAACGGGCAGCCCCUAUGGGACACCAGACACGCCACACACUCCAUUGCGCCGUUACACCCAACAGUCCCCCGCAGAGAAUAUCGCAGUUCGCUCUUGACAUGUACUGGCAGUUGCUCUUUCCUUUCGCAUCUGUUGUUCUGCUAUUUGCGGACGAUCUUGGAGGCUUGGAGCCGGUGAUUGAGCUGCUUGUAUGUUGGACCCGGAGAGCAAGGCUCAAACCGCUGUUGUCCCCGCCAAGAGUCAUAGUUGUCUUUCACUGGCGUCAUCGGUCGAAGAUUGAGACUUUUGAAGUUCGCCUGCGCGCACGACUCACGGGCCGUGACCCAGCUGCUUCUACGUCUACUUCAGGAAUCAGUGCGCCGAUUCGUCUGGAUCAUGAGCAUGCAUUCGAAAGUGUUUAUCUAGUUCCGACCUGGAAAUUGUCCUCAGAAUUUCUCGUUCAAGUUGAAGAAUCGUUUGGGGUUCGAGAGAGCGCAGGAUUCGCUUUCAGCGGGGAGCAUACGAAAACUCUCCUCCAGACUGCAGUGAGCCAGUUCGGCCAGAGCUGUGGUCAACAAAUCGAUUUCCAUGCCGCGGUGACCAACGAUUCGAACCUUGACCAGGUUGCGAUUAUCGCUUCCGCCCUGGACCUGGAUGCCCAUCCACCAGGCGCCCACUGUAGGUAG